Molecule: messenger RNA, 754 nt
Organism: Actinia tenebrosa (Australian red waratah sea anemone)
Lineage: Eukaryota; Metazoa; Cnidaria; Anthozoa; Actiniaria; Actiniidae
Biological process (GO): regulation of viral transcription
Cellular component (GO): cytoplasm
Molecular function (GO): saccharopine dehydrogenase (NAD+, L-lysine-forming) activity
Source: RefSeq, a predicted model, not a curated record
AAACACAUCAAGACGCGAAGAUCGAGAAGAAGGUUGUUCUGUUUACUCUUUGAGAAAAACCUCGAAUUCGUACGCUUUUUGCUGCUAUUAAUGCAUUUGAAGAUCACUCAAACCUUCUUAAUAGAUUUAGGCUCCAUAAUACGUAUUUUUAGUAGUAGUCAUAGCUAGUAUUAUACAAAGAUGGCUUCACAAGUUCAUCUGUGGUUGCGAGCAGAAACCAAAGAAAACGAGCAAAGAACUCAUCUUACUCCUCAAAAAUGCCGAGAACUUCUUCAAUCAGGGUUUAAAGUCACAGUAGAGUUAUCAAAGCAGAGAGUAUUUGAGGAUGAGGCAUACAAAGAGAUUCAAGGGAUAAACAUUGUUCCUGAAGGUUCAUGGCCUAAUGCACCAAAAGAUGCUUACAUAUUAGGGAUUAAAGAACUGCCCAAUUCCAAUGAGCCAAUUACUCAACAGCACGUCUAUUUUGCACAUGCAUAUAAGUAUCAAACAGGAUGGGCUAAUCUGCUCAAUCGCUUUAAAAAAGGUGGUGGUAGUGUCUUGGAUGUUGAGUAUCUGACUAAUGAAAAGGGUCAACGUACAGUGGUUGCUUUCCCUCAUAUGGCAGGGUUUACUGGCAUGGCUCUCGGCGUUCUAUCCUGGUGUCACAAAUUGUUACACCCAAAAUCCUCAAUGCCUGGAGUGAAGCCAUUUGCAAGUGAACAGUUGUUGGUCAAUCAUGUUAAAAAGCAAAUCGAAAAAGUUUCAGAAAUCAAAG